CCAGCCAGACUCUGCUUGGAGGAGCGUCCUUGCGGCACCCACCCUUCCCUCCCCGAGCAGCUCGGGCUCACAGGUGCCCCAACAGCCCGGCAGGAUGGUGGCGUGCAGCCUCGCUUGCUGGCGGUGCCGUUGGCUCCUGCCCCUGCUGCUGGGCCUGGCCAUCAUCAUGGGUAUCAUCGCACUGGCAGGCCGGGGCUGGCUGGAGUCUGAGUCGGAGCCCUACGUGCACCAAGCGUCUCUGUGGGAGAGCUGCACGCGGGGCGAGCAGGACCUCAACUGGAACUGUGAAUCUCUCAUGGACUAUGGAUGGGGGAGAGCAGCAGCUGCUACAUACCUCGUUGGCUUUGUGAUCCUGGUCAUCUGUUUCGCCCUUGCAGUCAUCGCAUUCUCAAUUGAAAUACUUCGCUUCAACUUUGUGCGAGGAAUUGGAGGCUUGCUUUUUGUUGUUGCUGCAUUCCAAAUCAUAGGGCUGGUCAUCUAUCCAGUGAAAUUCACAGAAGAAAUUCCACUGAUGGGAGCUAAUAUGUUCAGCUGGGCCUACGGUUUCGGUUGGGCCAGCACUGUUGUUGUGAUAGGUUGUGCUUUCUUCUUCUGCUGCCUCCCCAACUGGGAAGAUGAAGUCCUGGGAAACAUCAAGCCGACAUACUACUACUCCUCCCCAGAUAGAGCACCAUACUUAAAUUGAAAAGUUAAAUCCAACAGCAAUCAACCGUCAAAGCAAUAGAAGAACACCUUUGCUGCAAAUGUUGGUGCAAUUAUGAGAGACUGAAAAAAAAACCAACUCAAAACCUUACCUUAUUUUUUCAGUAUAUUUCUUACAAGCACUGGUUAAAAAAAAAAAAUUAAAAACCAUUGGCAUCUGUAAGCAAAUAACUUUUACCUAAAGUAUUAUUUACAUAUUCUCAUGUCAGUUCUGUUCUGGUGGUUUACUUACUCCUUUCCCUCCCAACUGAGUCAUCCUUAUUUUAUUCAAAUAUAUCCUUACAAAUAAAGAUGUAGCUUUGCAAGCUGGAAAGGAGGAGAGAUUUUAAACAACCCACAGGGGGGACCUGCAAGUUAUUUUAUUUUUUUCACCUGUGACAAAAUGGCUUUACAUAGAAUUAGGAAAAAAUAAAAUCCUUCCAAAGAAAGCUUUUUCUUCUGCCAAAAAUCGGUCCAAAGGAAGGAACUUUGCUGAGUCUUUUACAGUCAUAUGCUGCCUAAGAAUCACUUCUUGUUCCUGUUACUGGACUAUUGUUGACUAUUAAAUGUAUGAACUGAGGGGAAAAUAAAAUUUAUUUUUUCCACCAUCUGUUGCAGUUAAAUGGAGCCAGUGUGUAUAACUGUGGCUAACAUACUGGAGUUUUUGUGGCCACUGCAAGACAUGCUACAAAGACAUAUGUAAUUAAAUAUACAUUGUCACAGAGAGAACAAAUAAAUCUUCAGAUGUUAAACUGUGUGCAUUAUUACGUGGUACUUGGGAGAUUCUUGUUUAAAAAACACUUUUCAGUAGAAACAUAUACUGUUCUUUAUGCCUGCCCUUUUAAAACUGCAAUUUUAAUUAUCAGACAUGGCUUGGAAGGAAAUCUUAGCACGUGCUGUUGAAAACCUCCAGAAGUUUCUAAAAUUGACUGAGGGGCCUGGGGACUUGUAAACCUGGGAAUGCUUUGCGAGUCGCUAGAGAUAACUGAUAUAAAUAGAAAAGCAGGCUGCAAGCAAUAUCUGUCUGAAAACUUUAUACAGACACGUUUUGGGGAGUAACCUGCUGCACUCCCAGCUUGUCUUUUUGGAGCCAGUGACUCCAAGUAAAUUUUCCAGUGAGACAGAGCCAUGGCUGCAUCUGCCAUGGACUGGCAGCAGCUUGUGGCAUAAUUAAUUGAGAUCUGUCAGGGCUUUCCUAGGCUGGGGAAGGCAGCAGUUCCUCUGCCAGCUGUGGGGGCAGAGAUAUGUUUCUGAGAAGGCUGUAAGUGCGGAGAAAGGUAAAUGCAAUGUUACAGGGCUGCUUUCCCCUUAUUGUAACCCCAGUACUUCAGAGAGAAUGUAUGGGUAUAUGUAUUCAUACACACAUACAAAAUAGAACUUAUGAAGUACUAAAUAUCCUGUAAAUGUAAACUAAUCCUGUAAAACUAAGUUGUUUAGAACUAAGCUUUUUCUAUGCUCUGUAUGUCUUGGUAUUAUACUUUGUUUAAUAUUCCACUUCAUAACACUUUUCUGAUUCCAUAACUCUGCAUUUUGUAUGUGUGUAUGUCUUAAGGUCCCCUGCAGGCCUGUAUUUUAUAAUUUCAUGGAGCAUAAAUACCUCCAGGCUUUAGAACUAUGUUAAAUGCUCAGUCAUGCACGGCACAUAGAAUCAACAGUGUUUGCAAUUCCUGCUGAACAAGAGAACCUGUAAGAAAUGUGUCUUUUUUGUUUCCUCCAACCUCCCCUCCCCCUGCUCUUUCUGUAAAUACAGGGGGGGUAUACUGGAUAGAUAUCUGUGUUACAAAUAAUAAUAAUAGCACCUUUCCAGUAAAUCCAAAACACUGAAGAGAAUCUCAGGCCUGGAAAGUCCUCGCACAGCUGAAGCUGAGGAGAAAAUGACAUAAGGAAAUGGACGCCCUAAUGAGAAGAACAAUUAUAUGGGAAUAGGGCUUAGCAUAAUCUCAGCCUUUUGCAUUUUUUUUUUUUUAAAGCAUUAAAAAAAAAAAAAGCACAAGUGUAAAAUAAACUUGGUUCUGAAUAUAGUGGGUGGAAGCAUAAGCAGCACGUUGUGCAAUUUAGAUGUAACUAAAGUGAUACUAAUGUAUGUGACAUUCCUUUCAACUGUUGUGGCUUAAUUAAAACUUUUAAUAUAUAGGUGUAAAAACUCA
Molecule: messenger RNA, 2828 nt
Organism: Lagopus leucura (white-tailed ptarmigan)
Lineage: Eukaryota; Metazoa; Chordata; Aves; Galliformes; Phasianidae
Product: p53 apoptosis effector related to PMP-22-like
Exons: 3
Coding region: 95-685 (196 amino acids)
Biological process (GO): cell-cell adhesion
Cellular component (GO): cell-cell junction; membrane
Source: RefSeq, a predicted model, not a curated record